UCCGAUCGCAAAUCUUUUAGGAGCAUCUCAGCAGAUGAUGUGUCCAAACGUUUGAUGAAGUUAUUCUUAUAUAGGAACCGACUCAAAACCUGAUACGAGUGCGGAAGCGUGCACCGAAAGUAGCAAACUAGAUACGAAGAUAGACGUGCUCGUGAGAAACAACGGCAUACAGAUAAAAGAUUCUGCGUUGUUGUCUUCACAUGCAGAAAUGCACUGCCGCAGAUCCAACAGAGUCAGAUGCUGGAAAAUCAUGUUAGUGGAGGAAGAGGUAAGCAAAAUUUGACAGUUGCUCGUCUCAUCAGCUUCUUUCAUAUCCGUUUGCCAUUGGUCCCCAAAAACAAAUCUGAGGAUACACGGAAACGCACCCCUGAGUCUUGCUCGCCAUACUUCUUGAGAAAGAAGGUGGGGAACCCUGGCAAAAAACACAAGUUUCGUAUAAUAUUUAGUGCGCACGCGUAUUUCCUGAACGACAACGUUGGACGCAAAUAUUUCCUGAGUUUACUUCCUCCGCCCUUACCUUACGCAAUAAAUGUUUCCAUGUCCAACAGUGACUCCGGCAAUCGACGUUCAGAAUACCUGAAAAAUGGUUGCAGGGAGUGCAAGAGACGAAAAAUUAAAUGUGACGAGUUUAUCAAUCCGCCGCCAGAGGCAUACCUGAAAAUCAAUCACCAGGGCCGCGAGCUGUGCUGGCAUUGUACUCGGCUCAGAAAAACAUGUGAGUAUCCUAUGAAAGGAGAGAGAGUGGCACGUCUCUCGAAAAGAGCUCUACUAGAGAAAAGCAAGGAGAACAGCAGCUUGUCCGCCGAGGAAUGGAAGCCUUCCCCCGAAAUUAGCUCCAGCAAGCCAAAGAAGCCAAAGAAGCCUGUUCAUCUUGAUGCGAACCUUUCAAUGGCACCGCCCCAACAUUCUGAGAUUCUCUCAUCUGCGUCUCCAAACCACGUCAACCAUGUUGUUCAUCAUCGCUCAUACUCUGUACAUGAUACAGGACCUCGAAUUCACGCAACCCCGCACGACAAAGGUGUUCACCUGCGCUUCACUCCUGGUUUAAAUCCUGGGGUAAACUCUGGCUUGAAUCCGGGACCGUAUCCCGGCUUGAACCCUGGCUUGAAUCCUGGGUUUAGUCCUCGUUUAAAUUCCGUGUUUAAUCCUCGGUUUAAUCCUGGGUUUAAUCCCAGCUUCAUUCCCGGAAUCAUAGAUGGGCUUCCUGCAAGCGAUUCAAGCUGGCCUCGAAUCAUACCAGGAAAUCGGCCUUCUGGGCCUGACCGAGCAAACAUGAUCUCUAAUACCCUGUCACCAAACACCAGCUCCGCUCGGUCGAGGUCGUAUGACUCAGCUGAUCUCACCUUGAUUGCUACCGACUUGAACAACUUGGUGAGCGAUAUGAUCGUUGAGGUCAACAGUGAUUUAAAGACCUCCAGCGAUGCAACAUUAAAAGCGCCACAAAUGCAAAAAGUCAAUCCAGAACCUGAAGGUCUACACAAUAAGAAAGCGAAACCGUCUAACCAUAUACCAAGGAAUAUUGGAAUAGGAAUGUUUCAUGUCACGCAAAAAGAAAGGAUAUACUUGCAAGAAUUCUACCUGGGAUUUGCCAGCGUGAUCCUUCCCUUCAACGCUUAUGAUCCAGUUCAACAGUCUUACUAUAACCCUAUGCGAGACAUCUUGUUUUACAGUGCAUUCAAUGAAUCUUUUAUGCUAGCGGCUAUUUUGGCCCAAGGAGCUCGAUCCGUUUUCAUGCAGAGUGAAUCUCCUGAUGAUGAGUUUGCCUAUUACAUGUACUUACUGCAAUGCCUCGAGCUUCUAGGCCCUGCGUUGGGAGGCCAUAUGUCAAAAGCUCAAGUGGCUCUGCUUCCCGAUAUCGAGGCCGUUCUCUUGACUGUUCUUUUAUUGACUUCCUCUAAUGCGGCAAAUCUGAAGCAAAAUUGGAGGCCUCAUUUGCGAGGUGCAAAAGACAUUCUUCUCAAACAUACCACGAGCCGCAAGGGUCCUUCCAACUCAAAACUUCUUCUUCUUUGCAAAUAUUGGUUUGUCUCGUUCGAAAUCUUGGCGGGCUUGGGUCUGAAGUUUGGAGGAACUGUGGAGGUAGAAGACGAACUAGACUUACUUUUGGGAUGCCUGGACAGGAAUGAGAUACAAGUCUUGAGAAAUCUUGGCAUGCUUUGUCCAUCAGGAUUUUAUCUCAUUGGUGGCUAUCACAUCGAUUUAAUUCCCGCAUGGAAAGAUCUCAUCAAACUCCUAAACAGAAAGAGAAGAAAUAUUAAUUAUAAAUUGGAUGAAACACUUGAAUAUUUAAGGCUAUUGGCAAUUUUUGAGCGCCUGAACGGCAUUGAAUUUGUGAAUCGAAAAGCGUUGCUCAAGAACUCUGAUUUUCUGGGGGGUUUUGUCCCCGCUGGACUCUUACUAGAUCUAAUAAGCACCAGUCAAGAUCACAUUAUAAUUAGCUGGAUGGAUAUUUCGCAUCAACUAUAUUGUAUUGCGGCUACUAUCACAAUACUAACUGAAUUCAUCGAAUUGAGAUAUGACUCACCGCAGAUACAAAGCUUGGUUUCUCGUCUAAUGUCUCUUCUUGAGUUUCUUUCGGAAUUCAAGGAGACACCGCCAACAAUCAAAUGCGCCGUCAUGAUGAUUCAAUGGCCAGUUGUGGUUGCAGGUAUUAACCUGGUGCGAAAUAAAGACAAAAAUCUCGUCUUUAAAUUUUUUGAUUUGGCAAUGAAAGCUGGGGCCGGUAGUGCAGGAUACUCUAUUUCACGAAUCAAAAAAAUAUGGAAAAGUCGUGAGGAAGGAUUUACAGGUUCGAUUGACGAUGAAAUUGACAUUGUUCCCUACUAGAAUUUUAGUCAAGAAUAGUACACUGUAUGCUGCGUCAUUCUUACAUAUGGAUACAUCUUUUCAAAACUGAAUAUAGGGAAUUCUUGUGUAAAAUGCUCGCCAUCAUUAGCAUUCAACGCUUUGUAGUACCGAGUAUCUGUUCUCCUGGUUGAGUGCAAUUUUAAGACUGGUACUCAUCUGUGUGUGGCUGCUUCUGGUGCUGUUGUAUUCAUCUUGUAUUUUCCACCCAACUCUUUCAGCACCAACUCUUGCACCGUCUAGAUUUGCAGACGUA
This is a messenger RNA of Metschnikowia bicuspidata var. bicuspidata NRRL YB-4993, 3100 nucleotides long. Its product is annotated as Zn(II)2Cys6 transcription factor. Gene Ontology annotation, biological process: positive regulation of transcription by RNA polymerase II. Gene Ontology annotation, molecular function: zinc ion binding; transcription cis-regulatory region binding; DNA-binding transcription factor activity, RNA polymerase II-specific. The record is from RefSeq and is a predicted model, not a curated record. Bases 238 to 2826 code for a protein of 862 amino acids. NCBI's taxonomy places the organism in Eukaryota, Fungi, Ascomycota, Pichiomycetes, Serinales, Metschnikowiaceae. Gene Ontology annotation, cellular component: nucleus. The transcript has a single exon.